UUCCUUCAUCUUCCUCUUCUACUUCAUCUUCAUCUCUGGUCUUCCUCUUCCUUCAUCUCGACUCGAACGGUGUCACGGUGAAACCUACGUGGUGCACAGUCCGGGUGGUGGUGCUGGUGCUUGGUGUUGGUGCUGGUGGUGGUGCUGGUUCUUUUGGUGUUGUCCAUGGUGUCGGUGGUCGAUGGUGAUCGGUGAAUCCGCCUCGAGCGACCAGGGAGUCUCACCCUUGGAAUCCUUUCGCUUUCGCUCGGUCGAAGAGGGGAGGCUGCACGAAGCAUGGCGUCCUACAGGAGCUAUGGUGACAGCGGCGCCUACCGACCCAGGACCAACGUUGGCUUCGCCGCGGGUACUUUUGGAAGAUCUUCCACGGGAAGCGGCCUUCCGAGUUGCAGGAACAGCUACACGUCGUCCAUUGGUUCCGGUUCCAGCCGUGUGCCUGGUAAAGAGAGGGUUUCUGGAUUCGGAAAUGCCUUCCUCAAGAAGGACAAGUCCGACGAGAAACCUACUUUCAAAUAUUCCAGUAACAAGGACGUCGAAAAAAGUAGACUGCAUCCGAGUAGGUCGUCGACGGAGGACGUAGGGGCGAAAAGUCCAUUAUCGAGCAGCAGAUCCUCCCUGUUCGAGAAGUACUCGUUUCCAGCUACUAAAACUUCGGAGAGGCCCGCCUCCGUUUUGGACAGAUAUAACCGUGCCACUUCCCGCGAGAAGAGCAGAGAGGCCGACGGAGUAUCGCGAUACGGAUCGAACACGUAUCCUGGAUCGAGCUUGCCUCGAACUUAUGGAAACGAAAGUAGAAUCGAGAAGAAAGAGAGGGCCGAUCAUCCACCGGUCUCGUACCGUGGAUUACGGCCGAACUCGGGGAGAAGUUCCCGCGAACCUAGCCCGGAAGUCAACGUCGGAAAAUCGAACUCCUUCAGAAUGUACUCGAGAGCCCCCUCCUAUGGUCGAUCCAGUGCCACUUCUAGUGCCUCCGAAUCGAGCUCGGCGCCAAUCUCCUCGAGAUUCGGCUCGACAGCUGGUAGCAGGUUCCUUUCAUCAAGAAGCAGCAGCGACCGAGUCCCGGCAGCUAUAAGCUACUCCGGAUCGGACAGGUUCCGAACUUCAGGCAGUAAGCCUAUGCCGGCAAAUUUGAAGGACGAAGACUCUUCUAAAUCCAACAGAGGAAAGGCCACGACGCCAGAGACAUACGUAAAGCCAGAAGAAUUGAAAGUCGACAACAGGCUUCAAGAGAAUGAGACCAUUACGAUAGUCACGAGGGGCACGUCGCCCAGUCCGCCAGCUUCUUCGUCCUUCGUAAGAAGCAGAAGAGCCGACAUAGGCAUCGCGAGUCAGAGGGAAGUGACUCGAGUUCGAAAGAAAACGGAGACCAAGGACCAGGAGGUUCAGAGCGAGAGGCUGGAGGAUGGCUCGAGAUUUUCACGAUUUGGUGGCGGUGGACGAAUCUCGGGGGCACCGUGGACCACGUAUCUGGACAAAUUCUCGUCUAAUUCGAGUGGAAGUGGCGUGUACGCGAGAGGCUUUAACGGAGGCAGCACAGCAAACUCCAGGGUAAACAGCUUCGCGUUCUCGAGGCCGAAUGACGCUUCCAGGAACGAUUCUAGUUCAAAAGUAUCACCCAGUUCUAGUCAGGAAAUUCACGGGAGUAGGAACCAAAACGAGCCGGGUACCAAAGUGUUCGGUGGUUUGGGUUUUGCGGUUACGAAAACGGAUUCGAAAGCGACUGCAACUAAUGAGCAAGGGAGUUCAAAUAGGGAUCAGACGGAGGUUAAAGUGCAUAAUGGCGAAACCCGUUCUUGCAAUGUUGGGAAGACUGAAGGGAAAAGCAGUCGUUUAGCGAGUCCUUCGAUCUUAAAGAGGGUCGAGUCACCGCAGCAGCCUAGUAUUGUCUCCAAGUCGUCAGACUCUCGAGAAAGCGUUUCCAAGAGCGAAGAACAGCAGAGCAGCAGGGAAAGUUCGAUGUCGAAGAGCGAGAGUAGCAGUCAGAAGAGACCGUCGAUACCAAGAUUGGGUCGUAUCGCGACGAAGAACGAAGGCAAGGUUGCGAAGUCAUCAUCGAGUUCAUCAACCAAAUCUGAUGGACUGCGGGAGAGGAGAAGUUCGACGCCUAAGUCUGAUACUAGUUCGCUAUCGAAACUCGACGAAUCCUCUAGGAUAGUUGAAGGACAUUGCCAGGAACAGAGUAAAGAAGUUUCCACUCUUAAAAGCGAUACCAUUUCAUCUGCGAAAGAGUCUUUCCAAAGUAAUUCGUCGCAAAGCCGAUCCACAACACCCCAGUCCCGAAGCGGUUCUGUGAAAAAUCUGCCUCGCCAAAUGACGCGGACCGACUCGUCAGACGGUUCCGCUGUAAAUGUGCCAAUUGGCAGAUCGAAAUCGUCGUCAGCCAGUUCGAUGACGAGUCAGGGUGUAAAAAUAAAGGCGACGCUGCCGCCGUCGUCAGGGAAGUCGUCCACGUCGUGCUCGAGCGUGUCCUCAGUGAAUCUGAGACAGGGCGGUUCGCCGGAUGCUCGUGGCAAACCACCUGUGCCGAAGAGCGACGUCACACAGGGAUCUGCGUCCAAGAGCAUUGUACCCGUCAAGUACGUGAACAAAGACUUCCGCAAGUCGACGUUGAACAUGGAGAACGGCGAUCCAUCGCAGUCCAAGUACAGCAGGAUGAAGAAGAGUCAACGCAGCAUGUCCGUCAGCUCUCAAGAUUCGCAGUCCGAACCGAACUCCGAACCGAAUAUCCAUUGCCCGGCUGUUCCGUCGGAAACGAGCUCGAGUUCCGUGAAAUCGAGUAGAUCCAGACUGAGAAUACCGUCCAGUUCGUCGUCGUCGAAGAGCAUCAGUAGGAAAAAUGAGACGAGCAGUUCAUUGAGACCCGAGAAAUCGAGGAGCAGCUCAAAGUCGCCAUCCGGGAAAAGGAGCAAGCAAGAUGGGACUUCGAGUUCCAGCGGAAAUAGCGAGUCGAAUUCUUCGAAUUCGUCGAGCAGCGAGGAAGAGGAUGAUAAUAAGCAGACAAGACCAGGGUCGAGACGUCGUAAGAGGAGGACGUCGAAGUCUCCUUUCUGCGAGAAGAAAGGGAAGAUAAGCGCCGGAUCGUCGAGAACGAGCGUGCUGGCGUCGUCAGCCGACGAAAUGUCUCUGACGACGGACAAACCACCCAGACCACCGUCUAGCCCAAGAUCAAGGAGCGAUCGUUCGGGGAAAACGGAGGAGGCUAAAUCGUUCCUGAUGAGGGCUCUUGCGCCGGUGACGAAUCUUUUCAAGAAUAAGCAUCAAGAUUCCAGCGAGUCCGGUAAAUCAGGUGGUUGGCUGGAUUCCAACGAAGAGAGCACUGACGCGAAGAAGUCGGAACAGCACGGCACGGCGCCUUUAUCGAAGAGUCUCUCGAAGAGCUUUAGCUUCACGAACUCGGAGAAGAACGACGACAGAAGACAGUCCAGCGUGAGGAUCAGACGAAAUUUUUCCGGGGAACAGCCUUGGUGGAUGGAUCCGAACUCCGAAAACGUCCCCGAAGGUGUCGAAACGGCAAGCGUAUGCAACGACGAUUUCAGUCAAGAAACGACCGUCAGCAGUACUUUACCUGACGAUGGAAAAUUUAAAUACAAAGUGUGGAGACAAGAAUCAGAGGAACGAGCCUGGUGGUUAGACUCGAACGACAGCGGUGCCUCGGAGGAUGCGAGGAAGCAGUCGACGACGAUUUCGAGACAAGAAUCAGGGGAGAAGACCUGGUGGUUAGAUUCCAAUGAUAGUGCUCCGUCGGAGGAAACGAAGAAACAAUCUUCCUCAGCAGGUUCGAGAGAUAGGGGUCGCUGGUUGGACGGAAACGACAGUAUCCUUUCGGAGGAAGGGAAAAAACCGUCACGUUCGACCGUGUGGAGUCAAGAAUCGGGAGAAAGGGCAUGGUGGUUUGAUGCAAACGAUAAUACUCCGUCGGAGGAAUCGAAGAAACAAUCGUCUAUAGCGUCCCCUAUUUCGAAACGAGACUCGAGUCGUUGCAGUACCCGGUCCAGCGAGAGAAGAAAUCGACUGAGGCACCAGCAGUCCGGGGAACAAGCAUGGUGGAUGAGCGACAAUCCUGAAAAUGUACCUGAAGGAGUCGAAGUCAUUCCUGUCGCUGCAACUCCUACGCAGAAUAUUAAUAACUAUAAGGACGAGGUGGACGACAGUCAGACAUACAGUAGAAAUUUAAACAAAGUUAGACACGUCGAGUCCGGUGAGAAACCAUGGUGGAUGGACAGCUCGUCAAACGUUCCUGAGGGCGUCGUUAAGAUUCCCUUGGAAACAUCGAACAGUACCUCCGACUCGUCCGAAUCGUUCGAGAGAAUCGAUAUUGGCGUUAACCCUGAACCUGAGAUAUACGCGAAGAGAAGCCUCUCUAGAUUCCCUAUCGAGUUUCCGCCACCUCCGCCUGACGAGCCGCUUGGGGAUCGCGCCAGUCCCGAAGGGGUGGAGAAUCCUCCGGAUCCACCAGACAAUUAUGGAGGACGCGACUCGCCUUACGACAACGUACAGCCAUCACCACGAAGAUCAUCUCCAAGGAAACGACCCUCUACGUUACCGCUAUUCAUCGGCCAGCACACCAACAUCGACGACCUACUGGGCGACACGACCACCUUGUGUCCAAGCCCUAUCUUGUCUAGGAUCCGUAAACGCGAGCGUAUAGGCGAGGAUUCCGCUGAAGAGAGUUCGGAAUGCGAAGAGAUCGACGCCACCCAAGUGAUCAUCCACGAUAGCACCCCGCAGACGCCGGUGAUACAACGACGACAUCGGGACAACGAGAGACCUCAACCCGACGGCUACAUUCCGCUCGACGAUACGGCGCUGCAGCUCUACAAAGAUGGCGACUACGGCGCCUACUUGGACCUCGAAGCUUCCAUCAGCGAGCAGCAGGAGGAAUUCGAGGGCUUCCAGACCAAGGUUGGAAGGCCAGGUUAGUCGGAAAACCCC
Molecule: messenger RNA, 4932 nt
Organism: Eufriesea mexicana
Lineage: Eukaryota; Metazoa; Arthropoda; Insecta; Hymenoptera; Apidae
Product: serine-rich adhesin for platelets
Exons: 11
Coding region: 277-4920 (1547 amino acids)
Source: RefSeq, a predicted model, not a curated record